UCGUCCCGCAGCAAGUGUCAGUGGUCACCCUCCUGGCCAUUGCUGUGGAUCGCUAUCUGCGGGUCUGUAUCCCAUUCAGGUACAAGUCUACAGUCACUAAGAAGCGCUCAUGGGUCAUCGCCGCUUUGUGCUGGAUUCUGGCUUCCGUACUGGGCUUCUUACCGAUGUUUGGAUGGAGACAGUCGAGGGGGAGAGCAGGUGUGGCGGCUGAAACUGGUGCUCAUCGCUGUGGGAUGCUGUCUGGGCAAUGUGCUGGUGAUGUGGGCCGUGUGGAGGAGUGGAGCCCUGAACCAAACCACUUUCUGCCUGAUUGUGUCACUGGCGAUGGCAGAUUUCCUGGUUGGAGCCGUGGCCAUUCCUCUGGCUGUGGUUGUGGACGUCCAUGUGAAGAUCCCUUUCCAUGCGUGUCUGUUCAUCUGUUGUGUCCUGAUCGUCCCGCUGCAAUCAUCAGUGGUCACCCUCCUGGCCAUUGCUGUGGAUCGCUAUCUGCGAGUCUGUAUCCCAUUCAGGUACAAGACUACAGUCACUAAGAAGCGCUCAUGGAUCAUCGCCGCUUUGUGCUGGAUUCUGGCUUCUGUUCUGGGCUUCUUACCGAUGUUUGGAUGGUACAACCAUGACACACUGACACAUUACAACUCCACCUCUAUAGACUGUCAAUUCAUUGCUGUUAUACCUGCUUCAUACCUGGUCCACUUCAUCUUUGAGGGGUGUUUUCUUCCUCCACUGGCAGUCAUGAUUACUUUGUAUUGCUACAUCUUUUUUAAAAUUAGGAGACAGUCGAGGGGGAGAGCAGGUGUGGCGGCUGAAACUGGUGCAUAUACCCCGAAGGAACACAAACUGGCCAGCUCUCUGGUUUUGGUUUUGGCUCUUUUUAUUGUUUGCUGGCUGCCAUUACACUUGAUACAAGCCAUCACAUACUAUAACCAGAAUAUACAUGUACCAUCCUUCGCUGUGUACUUUGGCAUUCUCCUUUCUCAUGCCAACUCAAUGGUUAACCCUGUAGUGUAUGCCUUCAGAAUCCCUAAGAUUAAGCAGGAGUACAGGAAGAUUUGGAGGAAAGUGAUUGGUCAACAGCAGCAGGCAGAUAUAAACACUCCUGCUAGUAAUACCACAGACAGCCAUGAUGGACGAAUUCAUGUGAGAAUCAGUCCACAGGUGGAAGUCAAUGGUAUUAUUUAACUCCUUUCCAUUUACUGCAGAACAUACCAAAAGAAGGGGGGAUUUAUAUGAUAUUUUUUUUAGAAUGUAAUUGCAAGAUUUUUCAAACCUUUCAGGCUUUUCUGACCUAAACUAAUAAUCUAACUGACAGGUUGCAGUUACACUGUUGUGCCAGUAGGGCUCCUCCAAACACCACUGUCAAAGUCUGAGAGUAACUGUAGGAUGUGUCUUAUAGCUGAAUCUGGAUAAUAGAGGAGUGUGUAAUUUAGUGCCCAAUAAUAUGGUUGUACUAUAGUACAAAGAAGAGCCUGCAGUGAUGUGUAAACAAGCUUUAUAUGUUCAUGUUGCACCUUUCCUAAAAAGCUACUAUAGUUUUUUUUUCCCAUUUUGAAGCAAUUAUGUGAAGUGAGCAAUAAAUAAAAAUGUGCUUAAGUAUAUAAUUCAAUAAUUUGUCUUUCAUUAUGUUCAUGCAGUAUUCAUAUAUAUAUAUAUAUAUAUAUAUAUAUAUAUAUAUAUAUAUAUAAGAAUUAUACGUUUUAUUCAGAAGAUACACUAAAAGUAUCACCCAUAAAAAAUAAUUUCAAUUUUAGUGUACUUUAUUAGGAUGACAAAAACUUUACAUUUUUAUUGCCAGUGUGUUUGCAGCAUAACUGUGAGAAAUUGUGCAAUGUAAAAUAAACUUAAGUAAU
Molecule: messenger RNA, 1847 nt
Organism: Megalobrama amblycephala (Wuchang bream)
Lineage: Eukaryota; Metazoa; Chordata; Actinopteri; Cypriniformes; Xenocyprididae
Gene: adora3a.1
Product: adenosine A4 receptor a
Exons: 5
Biological process (GO): G protein-coupled adenosine receptor signaling pathway
Cellular component (GO): dendrite; synapse; membrane
Molecular function (GO): G protein-coupled adenosine receptor activity
Source: RefSeq, a predicted model, not a curated record